Messenger RNA from Mandrillus leucophaeus (drill), 3114 nucleotides. It is a transcript of the gene LIN52, whose product is annotated as lin-52 DREAM MuvB core complex component. Gene Ontology annotation, biological process: regulation of DNA-templated transcription. Lineage: Eukaryota; Metazoa; Chordata; Mammalia; Primates; Cercopithecidae. The transcript has 7 exons. Gene Ontology annotation, cellular component: DRM complex. The record is from RefSeq and is a predicted model, not a curated record. The coding region runs from base 1 to 717 and encodes 238 amino acids.
AUGAGACGUGGCUGCGAGUUGGGGAUAGGGUUUCUCUUUGGGGGCGUGGCUUAUGGAUCCUCGUUUUCCCGCCGACGGUUGGUCACGUCACGUGACAUGGGUUGGAAGAUGGCGUCUCCCACAGACGUUUGGGACCAUGGCAGCAAGAGAAGCGGGGGACGUUCUCGGCCCCUCGCCGCGAGAGUCGCGAGGAGAAUGAUACCAGGUGUUGCUGAAUUUGCAGCUUCCUUCAAAAGUCCUAUUACUAGUUCUCCGCCCAAAUGGAUGGCUGAGAUAGAACGUGAUGACAUCGACAUGUUGAAAGAACUGGGGAGUCUCACCACAGCUAAUUUGAUGGAGAAGGUACGAGGCCUACAGAACUUAGCCUAUCAGCUGGGGCUGGAUGAGUGGUGUCCCUCUGUCACCCAGGCUGGAGUGCAAUGGCGCAAUCUUGGCUCACUGCAACCUCUACCUCUCGGGCUCAAGCAAGUCCCCCACUUCAGCUUCCCAAGUAGCUGGGACCACAGCCAGAGAGAUGACACGGGGGAAAUUCCUCAAUAUUCUAGAGAAGCCCAAGAAGUAGCAGCUGCUUGUGGACAGGAUGUCCUGGGGUUCGAAACCAAGCUCCCUUCCCGGUGCACCUCUAACAAUGCACACCUCACUGCUUGCUUGGGAGAGACCAGAGGGUGUACCUCCAGGACUGCCCUCUCCCCUGUUCCUGGCACUCUACGCGUCUGAGGACAUUCAGCAGCAAGAGAAGAAUCUGCUCUACCCAAGGAUCAUUGCAGUUACUCAGUCAGCUUUCAGACUUGAACCUUCUUAGCCUCGGAUAUUGGUAACAGCUGAGGGCAUAUCAUUCUUAAAGGUCAAAGUCCUGCUUUCUCAUUUCUGGAAGUGAUUCAGGAGCCCCAGGAUCUUACGGUUGAUUUGACUCAGUCAUGGCAGUCAGUUGUGACAUGUUGAUUGGAUGGGUUCUUUUGAAUUGUUCUUGAUCUCUUAGGAAGUGUUUUUGAUGCAAGGAGACCAGAGACCAACUAGAUUCUGGACCAGACCAUGCAGCCUGAUCUGUGAACUCUCCAGUAUAUACUGAGUUCCCAGAAUCCCCAGCUGGAGAAACCAGAAUCUUCUUGAAAUGUACAUCUGUUUUUAAAACUUCUAUACCUCUUAUGAUAGUCCCAUUUGCUUUUCAUUCCUUACUUCCCAGCCCCACCUUCCAGUUCUGACUUCGGGCAAAGGGAUCCCUGAGUCCCUCCUGGAAUUAGCUUGUAUAGUGAAAGGCCCAUCCAAGGUUGCCUUGGGUUCUAGAUCUAAAGACCAAUGUGAAGGUGACAGAAAGGACUUUCAAGUUCUAAUUAAUCUGUUACAGAUUCAAGCAAGAAAGUCAGUGUAGCCUGAAAGACAAGAGAAACGGGAUGGUUUAUAGGAGUUCCCAUUUGGUUGAAAGCUGGAAGCCCUAAUUGACCUUAAAAGAAUGUGCUAUGGUAUGGUGGGAUUGUCCCCUCUGACAGCACGUAUGAGAUAGUUCAUCUAUAUAAUAGAAACACACACACACGAAAGAGAAUCUUCUGACUUAAAUACAACUUUCAUGGAGUUCUUCACCACUUAUCUGUCUCUGUUAAAAUCUGAAAAUCUAGCCCAUGGGUAAAAUCUAUUAUAUGUGUUCUCUAUAUUUCUCGUAUAAGCCAGCCCCCAUCAUCUGAUGUUUUGAGAAGUGCAUGGAGUUCCUAAACUUUGCACAAAAGAAUAUCCCGGGGCCGGGCGCGGUGGCUCACGCCUGUAAUCCCAGCACUUUGGGAGGCCGAGGCAAGCGGAUCAUGAAAUCAAGAGAUAGAGACCAUCCUGGCCAACAUGGUGAAAUCCCAUCUCUACUAAAAAUACAAAAAUUAGCUGGGCAUGGUGACACAGGCCUGUAGUCCCAGCUAUUCGGGAGGCUGAGGCAGGAGAAUUGCUUGAACCGAGGAGGCGGAGGUUGCAGUGAGCCAAGAUCGCGCCACUGCACUCCAGCCUGGGCGACAGAGCGAAACUCCAUCUCAAAAUAAAUAAAUAAGAAUAUCCUGGCCAGGCAACUCAUACCUGUAAUCCCAGCACUUUGGGAGGCUGAGGUGGGCAGAUCACUUGAAGUCAGGAGUUCCAGACCAGCCUGGCCAACAUGGUGAAACCCUGUCUCUACUAAAAAUACAAAAAUUAGCUGGGCGUGAUGGCGCAUGCCUAUAGUCUCGGCUACUUGGGGGCCUGAGGCACGAGAAUCGCUUGAAUCCGGGAGGUGGAGGUUGCCGUGAGCCAAAAUCAUGCCACUACACUCCAGCCUGGGCAACAGAGUGAGGCUCUGUCUCAAAAAAAAAAAAAGAAGAUCCCUGUGGCAAUAGUCUGAUGGUGUUUGGACACAAGAAAAGUUAUGGUCAAGUUUUGAGUCGUGAGUUUUUGCUAGGGCAUGGCACUCUUCAGUUUAAACGCUGAUCCAUUAACCAUUUUCUGACAUUUGUGCCUUGUUCUCAUGCUAGAAUUAACGCUGAAUUUUUCUCUCGUUUGGCCAUCCAUGUAGUUUUACUUAUUGAGAGGAAAAAAGACUGAACAUAAGAUAUGAAAGAUGAGUAUGAGAAGUAAAACAUUCUACUGGGGUGCUAUAUAGAAGGUUAGGUUGUAGGGGCUUUGAUUUUAAUUUAAACUCAUUAUCGAUGGAUAUUUCUGUAUCUCACUAAAUGCGGUUGAAGAGUUUGUGUGUGUAUGUGUGUAUGGCCAAAAAAUAGUGCCAUAAUGUCAGAUUCUUCCUUUGCUCUGUUUUUGAGAGUUGAUGACAUCAGGCACUUUUAAGUGUUUGGGGAAAUUGAUUGGGAUACCUCCCCCAAACCAACUCAAGUCUGUAACUGGAAGCCAGGUAGUUGGUUUUCUGGUCCGCUUUGGCCUCUUUCUUUUACCAUCAUCCUAUCCACCAGCACUUAAUGUAAGUAGAUGUUUUAGAAUUGCGAUAUUUAUUGGUUUUGUAUUUGUCAUCCUUAGAAAUGUUAAUGAUGUAUUUUUAUAUUGAUAAUAUAAAUUGAUGUACAGUGUGUGUGUGUAUGUAUUUCAGGAUGUUAAAGGAUUGUACUUUGUAUGUGAUGGUUUCUGUGUCUUCAUAAUAAAUGUGUCCCUUUUACA